GUUCGCUCGGCAAACAACAAACUCAGAACAGCUCCCCAGCCCUCAGUCCGAUCGUGUGUGCGCGCGCGCAAGUCGUGAAAAAUCGUGCAAACCAAUACCUUCAUCAUCAUCACAAGCGCCUAUGAAACCUUUGAGCGGAAAGAGUUUCCGAAAAAUAAUUGCGUGAUUCGCGGAAAACACUAUGAAAGGGUAUUCGUGAGCUGUUUCUCGUGAUUACGGUGAAAAACAAAACAAAAAGUUUUCAGGUGUGCAGAUGAAGACAAUCAGACUUCUGAUUCGGAAUGUGUAAAACUCGAACGGAGAUUUGUUAUGUUAAAAAACCUUAAAAGUUAGAAUUUUGACGGAAGCUCAUCGAUUGACAGUUUAUUUACUAACGAAACCAGAACAACAAAAACAACAAUAAACAAGUGUCCCUGAGAGAGGGAGUUUUGUGAGUGGAGAGAAAACGAUCGAUCUCAACUCAACUGUGUGCGGGCGGGGUGGGAAGAUCGUGGAAAUCCACGCCUGCUGAGAGAGCCUCAGAGCAUAAGCUCAACAGCAACAGGUUUAUGUUUGGUAGAUCGAGCAUAAAUUCCACCGGCUCAGCCGGAAAGCUGCGGGGGGAUUCCACCGCAAACGCAAGAAAUGCGUCGUCGUCGUCGUCAAAUUCUUCGGUUCCGCCGGGCUUCACAGCGGCAGAUUGUGGGGUCCGGAGGGGGUUGAUGGGCACCGUAAACAAUCAUCGGAGUACUGGUAGUUGUGGAGAAGCCCAAAGCUCCCUGGCGAAUUCCUCCAGCAGCAGUGUUGAUGGUAUUGGUAGAAACCAGAUCGUCGUGGCCGUGACUGGUCGUUCUGUUGGUGGAGCCGAUUCCGAUAGAUCGUCAUCGUCAGUUGAAACCGGGUCGCGUUCGAAUCGAGACGUUGCGAGUUCUUUCGGAAGCAAUAGAAGCACUCCAUCGGGAGGAAUCGGUAACUCAAUAAUCAAUCAACCUUCGACGACACCAUCAUCAACCGUUGACUACGAUAGUAACGUACUUCGGGUUCGGGCCAGUGUUCUUAGCCAAUUGGCCGGUUUUUUCGAGGACGCAGUCGCCGGUCGUCAAUCUACGAAACUAUCCUCCGUAAGAAGCAGUGCUUCUCGGGUGUCCAGAAGUAGUGCCGAAGAAAAACCACAGGGCGCUCAUCACCAGUACUACCAGGAGCUAACGGCCCAGCAGCAUCCCCGCGAGUACGAGGAUCCGGAGGACGAGGAAGCGGAAAUGGAAGCCGAACGGGAUCUGGCCGAGGACGCCCAGUGGAAGCGGAUACAGCAGAACACCUUCACCCGGUGGGCCAACGAGCACCUGAAGAUCAUCGACCGGAACAUCGCCAACCUGGAGACGGAUCUGUCCGACGGGCUGAAGCUGAUCGCCCUGAUCGAGGUGCUGUCCCAGAAGCGCAUGAACAAGCACAACAAGCGGCCCACCUUCCGCAGCCAGAAGCUGGAGAAUGUUUCCGUCGCGCUCAAGUUCCUGGAGAACGAGGGCAUCAAGAUCGUUAACAUCGAUGUUGAUGGCCCCCGUGCCAAGUAA
This is a messenger RNA of Uranotaenia lowii, 1550 nucleotides long. RefSeq names its product muscle-specific protein 300 kDa-like. The record is from RefSeq and is a predicted model, not a curated record. The coding region runs from base 549 to 1550 and encodes 333 amino acids. Gene Ontology annotation, biological process: actin cytoskeleton organization. Gene Ontology annotation, molecular function: actin filament binding. Lineage: Eukaryota; Metazoa; Arthropoda; Insecta; Diptera; Culicidae. The transcript is spliced from 4 exons.